Molecule: messenger RNA, 2125 nt
Organism: Paramacrobiotus metropolitanus
Lineage: Eukaryota; Metazoa; Tardigrada; Eutardigrada; Parachela; Macrobiotidae
Product: palmitoyltransferase ZDHHC6-like
Exons: 3
Coding region: 488-1894 (468 amino acids)
Biological process (GO): protein palmitoylation
Cellular component (GO): Golgi apparatus
Molecular function (GO): palmitoyltransferase activity
Source: RefSeq, a predicted model, not a curated record
UACGAAAAUAUGAGAAAUUCCGUGCUUUUCGAGCUUAUGUUUUUAAAUAUAUAAGUACAUACUUCAGUAAAAUAGUGUUUUAUUAUGAAUGUUUUGCUUCGUAUGAUUUUCUUAAAUCAUAAUAAUUAUAGUCAAUUUAUACUAGGACAGUGUGGGCUGAUUGUGAGUUUUAAGACAAUGUGGAGUUUUACUUUGUUUACGUCAUUUCGUGCUUUGACUUAUUACUAAGUUAUUAGUUAUUUUUUAAUUAUUGAUUGUUGAAAGAGGAAAUUCCAAUUCUAGAUCGGAGUGGCAUUGCUUUUGCUUUUUGGUUUUGAGGUAGCAAGUUUGUUUGUUACAUACAGGUUACGGUCAUUUUACUCAUUUAUAGCAGAUGUCGGUUUUAUAUGCCGUAAUGUCUGUCAGGCGUGCUCCUCCUCUUACCACUACCAGGCAAUCGGAAUAGUGUGUACUGUGGACUUGUUAGUUGAGUAGAACAAGUUACAAGAUGGUGCAAAACAUUCGACAACGUUCUAUUCAUCCAAACUCAAAAGACAAUGGGACACCUGUUUUGGAGGAGAAGCCGUCCCUAAACGACGACCUGCCUUCGAAAGUCGACAUCCAUGAAGAAAAGCGGACACUGGGAAAGCCAGCCAACGUGUGUUCCCGCAUGCUGUACUGGGGAACGUUAUUGGCGCAGUUUAUUAUAACAUCUGUGUCCCUUACAUUUUUAUACUCCAAUACUUACUUUUUUCCCGUUAUGGGCCCUCGAGGGGAUAUAAGCUUGAAAGGACUAUUACACCUCAUCGUAUUUUGCGCAUCUUCCGUCCUUACACAGUACAAUUUCCUUAUGGCCAUCUUCAUUGGACCAGGUUAUGUUCCUGAAAGAUGGCAACCGGAAAAGGAGAAACACAAUGCGCUCCUUCAGUACUGCAAAGUUUGUCUAGGUUUCAAAGCACCGCGCGCUCAUCACUGCAGGACAUGCGGCCGUUGCGUACUGAAAAUGGAACAUCACUGCCCUUGGAUUAACAAUUGUGUUGGGCACAAGAAUCAUGCAUAUUUUCUUCGAUUUCUUUUUUUCGCCGUGGUUGGAUGUGCACACGCCGCAUUCGUAUUUCUCCUGAUUUUCCUUCGAUUAUUUACAAUUAGUUAUUCGGAAAUGCACUUUGGCGGCCGUGCUCGGCAAAGUAGCAAUUUACUGGUUCAUUCCUACCAUAAACUCAUGUAUUUCCAACCACCGCCAGCGUUUUUUAACAUCUGGGGUCUGCUAUGGUUGGUGUUGAUGAUUGGAUUUGCCGUCGGCGUGACCAUUGCCGUUGGUCUGCUGUGUAUCGUCCAGUUGAAGAUCAUCUUUCGCAACGAAACAUCCAUUGAACGAUGGAUUAUAACAAAAGCCAAUCAUUACCUACGGGAGGAAGCGCAGGGCGCGGGUAAGCCGGUGGCCUUGUUCCGGAAUCCAUAUGACCUAGGCUGGAAAGAAAACUUCCGGCAGGUCAUCGGGAACGGUUCCCGUAACCCGCAGGGCGACGGAAUCUGGUGGGCGGUGCAUGAUAGCUGUGACCAAUUUACGCUUACAUCCGAACAACUUCGUCAAAAGCAGUUUAAACGUGAUGCUAGCGUGGUAUAUGAGGUCCGUGAAAGUUACAAUGGAGCGCGAUUUCCUUUGUUUAGUCAAGGAUUUGGAGUAUGCAUCGCCUUCCCAUGGGCACUGGAUGAACCCCGGAUUGCUGUGCAAUCCGGUGAUAGAAUCCGAGUUACCUUUGGGAAGAAUAAAUGGCUUUAUGGUGAGUUACUGGGUCAAAUUCAGGCUGACCGGAAGUUGGACCCGUCUGGAGAUUCCCAUAAAGAGCGAAAGGGCUGGUUUCCUCGCAGAGUAGCUGUGCCUUUGCAGUCAGAGUCAUCGAGCUUUCUAUAAUCUUGGACCCUUUGUGAAUUUAUAAGGCUUCCGAAUAAGAGUGUUGUGUGAUCAUAAGAUUUAUUUUAAGCAUCCGGUUACGUGACAGCAUUGUUCUGUGGUUUGAAAUUGUUUGAAACUUUGGAUACAGUUCUCAUGGCUUCAACUUUUAGAUCGUCCAUGCUUAAUGACUUUUAAACUCGGCUCUAGUUUGUAAUAAAAAAAUCAAUGGCGGUUCGAAAAUCUACUAGA